AUGAGCCUAUUCACUGUAGAACAGCUAGAACUGAUACGACGGCUUAGAACCACGGGUAUCACGGCUCAACAAGUCGUUGAGGCUUUCGAACAGAUGGAACAAAUGGAUACUGACCUGAGUAAACCAUCCGUUUGUGACAACGGGAUUUUACUUUCGGGUAUGCAAGCUUCUCCUGAGUCAGACUCAGCAGCAGAUGACAGUAUCUCAUCACCCGUUCUCUUACAACAUCUGAAAGCACAAGCCCCAGUUCCUGUGACGAUUUCAGCCUCUAAUCCCACUACGUGCUCAUCACCUGAAAGAAUCAGCGUUCAGACUGUACCACCCGCAUCUUCAGCGGAGCAACAACAACAGCAACAACAUUUGAAUCUACAACUGGCUCAACUUCAAAAUGGAGUCGAUUUCAAAAGAGAAAUGUGCAAUUCCAUGUCUGCCUCAUCACCCGUACAACCACUCUCAUCUCCGCUGGCCGGAUCAUCCUUAUCUUCCACACCAUGCUCAGCAUCUUCAAUGCUCUUCAUGCCUAAAUUCGAGAAUCACUCAGGCGGUCGUCCUAUUCGUAGUAUGAGGACUCCAAUUAACGAUAUUAUCGUCUUGGAUGAUCCUUCAGAGCUUGUAGAGUUCAUGGAGCAAGGAGAAGAAGGCUGCAUAUCAGAUAUGAAGCAAUUUAUUAAUCAAUAUUCACUUCGUCAGACAACUGUUGCAAUGAUGACAGGAGUUUCGCAACCUUAUAUAUCGAAGUUACUAAACGGUAAUCAUCGUGAGCUAUCAUUGCGUUGUCGCAAAAACAUUUAUUGCUGGUAUCUCAACUGUCGCAAACAUCCAGAGAAAUUAGCUGCAUUCCUGUCCGAUCCGGCCACUCGUCUCGAAACUAAUGGGGAUGGAGAACUGAUCCCUCAACGACGAGAACGAUAUGUCUUCCGGCCUGUGUUGAUCAAAAUGUUGGAGACGUUCUUCUCACAUACACCAUUUCCGGAUCUGAACAAGAGAAUAGAAAUUGCUACGACUUGCAAUCACGCCUUACAAUUAGACAAAAAAGGCGUUGGAUUGAUGCCCAAAGAAGUCGUUUCUCCACAAGUUGUGGCUAAUUGGUUUGCCAAUAAACGAAAAGAACUUCGUAGAAGGUCUCAAGAGAACCAAGAGAAUAAGCCUCAUAUGAUGGGAUCUCUCGGUUUAUCAGCUCAAUCAUCCACUCCAUUGCAUGAUGAAGGAAGCUCAGGAUGUGCAUCGACACCUUCACCCUCUAUAGAAGACACUAAUAUGAGUGAAAUUAGCAAUGAGCGUACAUUGUCAGACGUUUUGGGAUUGAACAACAGCCAACCUUUUGAUAUGAUGACCCUAGUAUCAAGACUAGGUCUUCAGUUACCAGGAAUGCAAUCCGCAAUGCUCUCCAGCCCAACGAGAUCUGUUUCACCUGAAAUGUCUCCCACUGUUUUGCCUGUCAAUGCUGCCACUUCCACUACACCAUCCACAUCUGCGAGUAGUAUCCCUAAAGGCGAUAUAGAAACUAUAGCAACUCACCUCCUCAGCAAUCAACAGGUCUCUUUGGCGACAUCGUUAGCAAUGCUCCAUCCAACGCUGAGCAUGCUAUCAAAUGAGACAAGCAAAGCUCAGUUCGAUCUGGGAAACUUAGCUAUGGCUUAUGAUCAGCUACGAAGCCCGUUGAUCAAAUUGGAACAACCAGUAUUCAAGUUGGAACAACGUAUCGAAUGA
Messenger RNA from Auanema sp. JU1783, 1710 nucleotides. NCBI's taxonomy places the organism in Eukaryota, Metazoa, Nematoda, Chromadorea, Rhabditida, Rhabditidae. The record is from the annotation of a GenBank genome assembly.